This is a messenger RNA of Pararge aegeria (speckled wood butterfly), 1063 nucleotides long. It is a transcript of the gene cyp33, whose product is annotated as peptidyl-prolyl cis-trans isomerase. The transcript has 5 exons. Gene Ontology annotation, cellular component: intracellular membrane-bounded organelle. Gene Ontology annotation, biological process: protein peptidyl-prolyl isomerization; protein folding. The coding region runs from base 122 to 1039 and encodes 305 amino acids. Gene Ontology annotation, molecular function: peptidyl-prolyl cis-trans isomerase activity; RNA binding. Lineage: Eukaryota; Metazoa; Arthropoda; Insecta; Lepidoptera; Nymphalidae. The record is from RefSeq and is a predicted model, not a curated record.
AAUUGAAUUGAAUUGAAUUGAGUUUAGAGGUUAGAAAAUAGUUUACAAAACAAAACAAACAGUUAGCCGGUAAAGUAUUGUGGAUUGUAUAAGUUUUAAUAUAGGUUAAAUAACAAGUGCAAUGGCUAGUAAACCUAACUCAAAACGUACAAUUUACGUAGGCGGCUUAGCUGAGGAGGUGGAUGAGAAAGUACUAAAUGCUGCAUUUGUUCCCUUCGGAGACCUUGUAGAUGUUCAAAUACCUCUUGAUUAUGAGACUGAGAAGCACAGAGGGUUCGCCUUUAUAGAGUUUGAAAAUGCGGAAGACGCUGCUGCCGCAAUUGAUAAUAUGAAUGAUUCAGAACUAUUUGGUCGUACAAUAAGAGUGAAUAUUGCCGCUCCACAAAGAAUAAAAGAAGGAUCAACUCGACCAGUCUGGUCUGAAGAUAGCUGGUUACAGAAACAUGCAGGAGAGACAUUAAAUGUCAACAAAGAUGGAGAUCAGAAUGGUGUAAAAGAAAAGACUGACACAGUGACUGAAACCACACCAGUGCCAGCAGAAAAGCGAAAUCCUCAAGUGUACUUCGACAUAGCUGUGGGCAAGCAGGAAAUUGGUCGGGUUAUCAUGAUGCUGAGAGCUGACAUUGUGCCAAAGACAGCGGAGAACUUCAGAGCCCUGUGUACACAUGAAAAGGGAUUCGGUUACCAGGGCAGCAGCCUUCACAGGAUUAUACCAGAUUUUAUGUGCCAAGGGGGCGACUUCACAAACCACAACGGAACGGGGGGCAAAUCGAUAUACGGACGCAAGUUUGAAGAUGAGAACUUCACGCUCAAGCACACGGGUCCCGGUAUUAUUAGUAUGGCCAACUCGGGACCCAAUACAAAUGGAUCACAGUUCUUUUUAUGUACCGCUAAGACGGAGUGGUUGGACGGAAAGCACGUAGUGUUUGGCCACGUCAUUUCCGGCUUGGAUGUCCUCAAGAAAGUGGAGAGAUACGGCAGUAAUAGCGGGGCGACUUCCGCCAAAGUGAUCAUAAGCAAUUGUGGAGAAUUACAAUGAUGAUUAUUACACUAUGAGUUUUUA